UGACUUUCAGCCAAAGGGGGGGGGGAGGAAAACGAGAAGAGGAAGAGAGCUGGGAGUGUUUUUUUUCGGUUGCUUUUGUUUAGAGCAAGUCUAGAGAAAGUCACAACAUUUUGAAAGCUGAGUUGCGAAUUCCGGGUGGCACGGAUUUGCCCUGCCAACGUGCGAAACUCUUGAACUCUCAUCCCAACGGCUUUCGGAGCUGGGCCUCGCGUUGCAGCCGCGGCAGAACCAGUGAGGUCGGGUCGACUUGCUGCUCGAUCUUUGGCGAGACACGACGCGGGAGGAGCAACGAGAGAUGUUUUGGAUGAGGAGAGAGAGUGGGGUAGGAGUGAAUUAGUAGCAAAGCCAGCCGAACCGUAUUCAUUUUUUCUCUCCCUAUCUACAAUCGGCCAGCUAGAAAGUGCUUAUUUUAAAUAGUGUCCCGAUAAUUGUGUGUUUUUUUGGUAAUUGAUAGAAAUCGGAUGGAAUCCAUUUAAGCGCGCUCAGCGGAUGCAGUCCUAUUUAGAUGCCUUGUAAGAACUGCCAGUGGGGAGUCGUGAUUACGAACCAGACGGCUAACAACAGUGGUGAGUGCUAUCUGGACCAUCCCUGGCAUCCCACUCACCCUUCACCAACCCGCAGUUACCAAAGCACUCAACGCACAUCAAUAACCAGUCGGGUGAAGUAUGGUCAAUCUAUCAAGCCGCCGUGGAUUGGCACAGGGCUGUAAAUGAUUAAUAAACGACACUAUGAGACCUCCUUUACCAGUGGCAAAAUAUAGUAAUAGGUUUUUACCCUUUCAACUGGUACAAAAACUCACACCUUUUACAAGGCAUCAUGUUUGCAAUAACCACAACACAAGCAGUCAAUAUGCAUAAAAAGAAACAACUCUGAUAAUGAUAAUGAUAUGCACUGUCCUUGAAGUUGAUUGGUCCACACCCGAGACAGCUUUUCUUAGAGCCUAGUCUCCAUUGGUGUUGGACCAGACGACGCCAGUUGAAAGGGUAAAAACUCAUUACUACGAUUAAUAAACGAUUCUAGCUCCAGGUGUCCAUGCACAGAAGUGAGGUUGACUGUGGCAUCGCAGGACCGUGAGACGUAUGGCAACGGCAUAGGGGAGCUUUCAUCCAACAGUGGAUAGAAAAUGUCUCAUGAUGAUAAUGAGGCAGAUCAUGAUGAUGAUGAAGCCGCGUUGUCCCGUAAUUGUCUUUAUCAGUUUUAUUUGAUCCACCGCCGUCUGGGAGUUAUUCGCGUUAUAUUCACGUCCGCUAUGCUCGGGGUCACUCUCGCUAACUGCUCUUGAGGCGCAACCCGCUGAGAAUUAAGCGGGCUUAUGAACCGCGGUAAUCCAUUCCGGCGCGCGCUUUCACCAAAUUGGAAGGCGCCUUUUCAUUAAGGCACUGGAGGGUGAGUUGGUGGGGGGUGGGUGACUAUGCCGCAAAUUGCCGCUCGGCCCCCGGCGAAAGACCCGGCUAUAAUUAUUAACAUUUCGAAAAAAAAAAUACGACACUGCUCUGCCAAGGCAUAAUCGUCAGCACACCGCGCUUGCAGUCCGAGCAACUCCGGUUUCGGGUCGCCGUCCAGGCAUGGCAGUUGAAGCAACGGGAAGGUUUACCGAUCAUCCCCCACGCCCUCUGUCCACCGAGCAGCAAUACAGAUCUGUACGACGCAGCUAGGUCAGUCGACCGGCAGGCCGCGCGUGGUGCGGUCAUUUGUGGGUGCUUCCUCCUCCUCCAAGCCGUCUGGCCAGCGUGGAAGAGUAGGCCAAACACCCCGCUAGAGGUGCUCGCUGAAGCUGCAUUUAGUGGAAGCCCUUUCACCGGCAUUGUCGUGCGAGCAAACGAUUGCAGAGCUUCACCUUUCAAUAUUCAAUGGGCGAAUUCUACAGCCAGUGCGGAGACACACUUACUGGGGUUCUGCAUGCUUGUGUGUGCUGUCAACAUGAACGCAAGUGCGCCGAGGCACGGGCUGUUAACCUCUGCCGCACGCAAGCGAGCGGUUAUAGCCGUGAUCGCUCAUCCCUGGUGGUAAUUUCCCAAUGGGAGCACAAAUGCUCAUCGGGCUCGGUGACGGAAUCAUUCGCCGCACGCGGUUUUUUUAUGACUCCGAGAUCGCUCGGCAAGAAAGAGACGAGAGAGCGAGAGAGUGAGUUAGUGAGCGAGCGAGUGAGAGGGCGAGUGAGUGAGUGAGAGUGAGUGAGUGAGAGAGCGAGUGAGUGAGUGAGUGAGCGGGCUGAGUGAGCAUUUUUUUUUAAACAAAGCGUUUUUAUUCCACAAUUGUAUUCGCGUUGCGCUAUUGGCGUGAGAGCGAAUGUGUCCAUUCCGAUCUCGACGUGGCGCGGUAUCGGAGAACAGACCCGAGAAGGAGAUAUUGCGAAACUACUUCUGACAUUCCUUCAAGUGGCCCUUUUAUUUUAGCCACACACGAUGUUCGAGGAGCACUAUCUCAUAUGCCCUGCUGCAGAGGAAAAGUUUUGCCAAGUCGUCGUGAAAAUUAAUUUAGUUUUUAAUUCUCGGAGCCGGAACUUCACCAAUUUCACUUGAUGCGUUUUCCAGGUUGUACCACCCAUGGCUUGGCACGGUGUCCGACGUUUCGCUCCACGUAUAGUGAGCUCAACGGAAGACCAGCUCACUCUGUUUAUGCAAAAAGAGUUGUCCGCUGCUGCUGAUACAUUUCACGUUCCUACCAUUCUCAUAGUGCAAGAAUGCCGCGAUGGUGCUAUCGCCGAGGCUGACUGAGAAAAAUGUGCGGGACUGGACUACAUUAUGGAAGUGGUGGAAACCCUGGCAGGGUCUUGUCCAGCAGUGGAUUGACAAAGAGAGGCCUGUUAUACUUACAUGUGGAAAACAUAUUUCCAACUCUGGUGGCACCUGGCAAAGUAAAAGGGUCAUAGUAUUCAUAUGUAGGCUGGUAAAUACCGUACCCAAGCCAAAAAGCAGUUGGGGCGUUGGUGGCUCAGGAUUUAUUCAGCAGUUCUCAACAGACCGAAGUUUCUGCAGCUGGCUUCGGCCGAAAUGCAGUUGCGGUAAUAUGGGCUGGUCAGAUCGCAGGGUGAAUUGAACGCUUUUUAAAUCCUUUAUAUUAAGUUCACUUGCUUGCUUGCUUGCGCGCUUACGACCGUAAAAAUAUUUCGGUCGUUUUUUAACCCACUUCCCGUGAUCCAAUCUGAAAUGUCGCGAGGGAACGGGCACAACUGCCCCCCCCCAUACUCCUCCUCCUCUCCGCCCUCCCCCUCUGAGUGCACUUCUGAGUACUGCGCGCACACACAAUGCAGAAGUACGCGGUACGUACAAAAGGCAGGAGAGUGGAGAUGCAGCGGUGCCAGUGCUGCCAGCGGCGUUCAAGCCGUGGCGAAUCUUCGCCGCCCUUCUUGGCGAGCACACUCCAGCGGCGUGCGGCGCUUUCACCGUGCACGUUACCAUGGUGAUAGCCUGGGCCCACUGGGCGGCCAUCUUCCUGGCACUGGUGCUGCCGUCCUCGAGAGUGCUGGGGGCCCCUUCGGCAGAGGACGGAGCUGGAGGAAGGAGCAAGGGCGCAGAGAGAAAGGGGGGCGCGGGGGUGCGCGGAGGCAAGGGGGUGCGUCAGGUUGAGGAUGCAUGUGUGAGAUGCUGCGACUCCCCGAGGUGGCCGCCUCGCCACGGUGACAGCCUCCAUCAAACCACGACAACAGCAGCACCGCAGAUCGAGAUCUCCAUCCUCAAAGGCGACCGGGGCGCCCGCGGGGACCACGGCCCGCCGGGAUACCUGGGCAAGGACGGCGCGAUGGGCACGCGCGGGCCCUCGGGCCCCAGGGGCCCGCACGGCUCACCGGGCUCGCCCGGCGCCGACUGCAAGGUCUUCACGUCGGCCUUCUCGGUGGCCCGGCGCACGGCCCUGCAUUCGGGCGACUAUUUCUCGGUGCUGUCCUUCGACACGGAGUUCGCCAACCCGGACGGCCACUUCAACAUGUUCACCAGCAAGUUCUUCUGCGUCGUGCCGGGCCUCUACUUCGUGAGCUUCAACGUGCACACGUGGAACUCGAAGGAGACCUACGUGCACCUGAUGCUCAACGAGCGGCCGCAGGUGGUGCUCUACGCGCAGCAGAGCGACCGCAGCAUCAUGCAGAGCCAGAGCGUCACGCUGGAGCUCGCCGAGGGCGACGAGCUCUGGCUGCGACUCUACAAGCGCGAGCGUGAAAACGCCGUCUACAGCGACAGCACAGACACCUACGUCACCUUCAACGGAUACCUGGUGCACCCCAUAGUGGAGUGAGCUGGCUGGAGGGCGCGCGGGCGGGCGGGCGAGCGAGCGAGAGAGGGAAGGAGUUGUGUGAGUUCGGUGCGAUGAGGUGUUUGAGUGAGCAGGCGAGCAAGUUUAAGGGAGCGAGUGAGAGAGGAUCGGCUGAGGGAGCGAAUGUGAGCGAGUGAGUGAGUGCGGCGAGUGAGAUGAUUGAGUGAAUGAGAGAAUGAGUGAGGGGAUUGAGUGAGGGAGCGAGUGACAGUGCCGGACACCUUCGUCACCAUCAAUGGACACCUGGGUUGCACACGGACGGCGUGAGGGAGUGAGCGAGUGAGUCGGUGAGUGAGAGGAGCGAGAUAAUUGAGCGAGCCACGCCAGUGAGGAUGGAGUGCUCGGCCCAGAUGCACCGUGAGCCAGAUCGUCGGGGUGACGCGCCGCGCCAUCCACCAUGCGUGCGAAGUGUGCAGAAAUUCGUGAAAUUCCCGAAACUGUUGGGAUGCGAGGUUGGCCGGAAGCUGGCAGCACAUCAGCUAUGCUGCCAUCUCACUCGCGGCUCAAGCGGGAAGAUGCAACUCGGAUUGCGAGUGACUGUGCCAUCGUCCAUGCUAAACAUACGGCGUGUUUGUGAAGCCAUCUGUGCGGACCCUGAUGUGUCGUCCUCUCGUACGCGCGCGUGUGUGUGUGUGUGGAGUUUCGUUACUCUGGUAUACUAGCACAGCGUAGCAAACCACUCAAUUCAGUUCCUGAAGAAGCUCGCAGCAUGUGGAUGCGAAACGUUGGACACCCGCUGAACAACACGCGGUGCAACUCGAAAUCACAUCCGAGAGUUGUAUGUUACAACCACGAACAGCCACGCAUCCUUGUCACCCAGGGAUGUCGGAAUUGUCACCCGCAGAGGUGGGCCAUGAACGGGCGUGUAGCACUUCCUUUUGGGCAAAGCCAUAGGCCAACGGUGGCAUAAUUCUUGCAUAUGAUGUCAGAGGGUCUUUAAAGUGCAGUUCGCAACAGUCAGCAGACAUGUUUUGGCAAUUCUUUGAAUAAAUUACCCGAUGGCAGAGGAAACUGAACCGCUCACUCACUCUGAGUGGUGUGCAUAGCGAUCUAUAAGCUAUCCUGCGAAGAUUACGAAAACCCCAUCCUGUGCUGUGCUUUUCUUUCACGUGACAUUAUCGUGUUAUAUUAACUGUCCUUCAUAUUGAAAAAGCGCGUGCACGCGGGCGCGCGUGAGGACGGGGAGCGGCAGCGUGGUGGAGUUGCGCGCUGCGCUCUGAACCCGGCGAGCCGAUGUUGAUUCCCGGCCACGGUAAACAUCGGAGUGGCAGGUGAAAUUUCACCCCGGUCAUCGGUCUCCUCCGGGUUCAUUGGACCUCACAUAAGCACCUGGGGGGUGUGGUGUCAAAACAUCAGCAUUGGAGAAAUAAAUGUGGUCGGGCGUGGUGCUGGACACAUCGCCCUGACAUGCGCCUUGCAUGCGGCCUUAAUAGGUGCUCGCUUACAGCACUUGCCCCAACAAACUAUAUUAAAGUGUAUCUGGGAAAUAUUUGUCUUCGGUGUUUUUGCUAUGGCGUGUGCAUCCCACUGGCUCGCCCCCCACUGGACAUCUGUGAAAAAGAGCUUCAUAGCUUGUCAGAUUUCUCCAGGAUAAAUAAAGAGCCUGAUUCUGCAUCCCAUAGGGCACGUCACAUUACGAAUACGAUUUCAGUGUCGGCGUGCCCAACGAACACUUAUUUCCUCUUCGUCAUCUGACAAGUUGUUUUUAUGAAUUCCACAAUUGAUGAGUUUUGUCAAAAUGAGGGGGAUGUGCGGCGGAGCAGCGAUGUUUAAUAAAGAAACUCAGCGCAGAAUGCCACUAAAACUGGGUGGUCCUGUCGACGUUUGUAAGAGACGCGUGUCGGCAGAAUGUCAAUGGCACACGGAGAAAGCGUGAGUCACGGCAUCCAGCAAAUAUCACCGCGGUGUUCAUUUGUUUCGUCUUGAGACUCGACGCGCGAGCGCGGUAUAUGAGGGCAUUAGUCAGUUGAUGCAUAUAUCCAGAAUAUGCGCCGUACACACCCAGCAAUUGAUGAAGCAACACCCACAGAGCCAGCCUAAGGUACCUUUGAUGAUUUUUCUGCGCCAAAAUAGCGAUUAUAUUUCUAAAAACAAAUGAAUACCCAGAAACACCUCACCGAGUCUCAAGGCUCUUUGUCAGCGGGAGGGAGGCGAUGUUUCUGCUGCCGUGUCGAAUCCCAAUUGAGUCAUUUUCAGGUCAGUUAUAAGCAUUGGGAUGUUGGCAGUCACCAGGUAAAGCUGUAGGAAGAAACCCAUGUCAAAUAGGAGUAAAACGUACAAACGCCACACAUAAAGGCACCCGAGUCGGGAAGCGAUCCCAGGUUCUUCUUGCUGCGAGGCACGAGUGUUUCCACUGCACUGGCCCUGCCACCAAAUUGCCCGAGGCUCACUCAGCGUUAGAAUUCGGAGGGUUCAAUAUUAACGUGUAACCAGCUUUGCAAGACAAUUGUAUGCAAACCAGGAAAGAGGGUUUCUUUAAUCUCCAGAUGAAAUUCAUUUUAAACUCGCCAGCUACGUAAGCCUCGAUUUCCCGUCUAAAUAUUUUCCAGUCGCAUUGAUUCAAGCAACAACAACAACCUCGGACUGGGCUUUUCUUCAAGCAAUCCUCACCAGCACGAUGUGCGGCCUUCUCGUGGAUGAACAGGGUCUAUCGAUCUUCUUGGUUCUUUCGGUAAAGUCACGUAGA
Lethenteron reissneri (Far Eastern brook lamprey) is the source of this 6934-nucleotide messenger RNA. RefSeq names its product complement C1q tumor necrosis factor-related protein 1-like. The record is from RefSeq and is a predicted model, not a curated record. Gene Ontology annotation, molecular function: protein binding. Lineage: Eukaryota; Metazoa; Chordata; Hyperoartia; Petromyzontiformes; Petromyzontidae.